Messenger RNA from Carica papaya (papaya), 2485 nucleotides. It is a transcript of the gene RSY3, whose product is annotated as Adenine nucleotide alpha hydrolases-like superfamily protein. Gene Ontology annotation, molecular function: ligase activity, forming carbon-nitrogen bonds; ATP binding. The record is from RefSeq and is a predicted model, not a curated record. NCBI's taxonomy places the organism in Eukaryota, Viridiplantae, Streptophyta, Magnoliopsida, Brassicales, Caricaceae. Gene Ontology annotation, biological process: tRNA processing.
UUCAAGACACAUUAAACUAUAAAGUACAGGGAGCUUAAACCCAAACUAGUUUUUGGUUCUUUAUCUGUUUCCGUUUUUGUGCUCCCAGCGGCGGUGUGGCCGCCGGUGCAAAUCAGAGAGCCUCCUGUGCCAUCCGCAACGGAGUUGAUGGCGCCACGGCUCACUAUAUGUUCACAGACCAGAGGAACGACCUCUGUUUUGCUACUGACUUCAAUACGCAGGGUUUUUCGUUCACCAUUAAAAUGCCUAGUCCAAAAUAUUUCCCACCGUCAUAAUCAUCUUCUUCGUUUUCCUCGCUUCUUUUUGAACUGCGCUCUUGCUCAAUAUCCUAUCGACUUGUCUCACUACAAGGAAGCUUUCUCCAUAAGAAUGGCUAUGGCAGGACUCAAGCCAAAUCACCGUAUUGCAUUAGCAGUAUCAGGUGGCCCUGAUAGUAUGGCGCUGUGCGUUUUGACUGCCAAUUGGAAAACUGAUGGUCCAAAUGCUGUUGGCCACUUGGGUGGUUUCAUUGAUGGGCUUUUGGCGGUAAUCGUGGAUCAUGGUUUGCGUGCAGAGAGCAGAGAUGAGGCAAAUCUUGUUCUCCGUCGUGUAUCAGAAAUGGGAAUCAGAUGUGAGAUUGCGCAUUGUGAUUGGGAGGGUAGUAGGCCGAAACAGGGUCACUUGCAAGAAGCAGCUCGUGACAUGAGGUAUCAAAUGCUUCAGAAUGUUUGCUAUCAACACCAGAUUGGUGUUUUACUCGUUGCCCAUCAUGCUGAUGACCAGGCUGAGUUAUUCAUUCUCCGGCUAUCUCGCAAUAGUGGGGUGCUUGGACUUGCUGGCAUGGCAUUCACUUCUCAAAUUUUCUCUUCACACUGGCAUUGUUAUUGUGAUAAAAAUAUGGAAGCUCAUGGUAUUCUUUUAGUGCGGCCACUCCUGGAUUUUUCAAAAGAAGAUAUGUAUAAGAUAUGUCAAGGGGCCAAUCAAGAUUGGGUUGAGGACCCAACAAAUAAAAAUAAGUUAUUCGCUCGGAACAGGAUUCGGAUGUCAUUAGGAAAUUUGCCAUCAAGUAUAUUCAGGUCUGAACUGCAAGCAGUGAUCCUUGCCUGUCGAAAAACACGUUCAUGUGUCGAUAAAAUAUGUUCUGAUUUGAUAAAUCAGACUUUGACCAUUAUGGAUCAGCAGGGAUAUGCUGUCAUUGACUUGGAGAGCCUUAAUCCAUCAGAAGUACAGGAUAUAUACUUGUCAAAGUUUAUUGCAUUGGUUUUGCAGUUUAUUUCACAAAGGCAAAGGCCAAUCAGAGGAAGUACUUCAAAACUGCUACUGGAUUUUAUUCGUUCCAUGCCAUGCAAGACCUCUCUUACAGCAGCUGGUUGUUACCUUUGCCCGGCUCCUGGAUCUAAAGGUACCAAAAUGUUGGUUUGCUGUUCUGUUGGUAGUCCCUUGCCUUCAAACACCAAUUGCCUUUACAUGCAGUCCAGUGAAGAACAGAAGCAUCAUAUACCAAAUGAGUUAGAGCAGAUUAUAGCGGAUGGAAAGUCAUUUUCAGAUCCUUUGGUUCCUGACCCAUCAGAGGUUCAGUUUUUACACCUAACCUCCGAAUCGGUUCUAGAUGAAGCCAAAAGACUCAAUAUUCUGAGUGAGUCAACAUAUAGGAACAUUGUUUUAUUGCAGAGGGAAGAAAACGAACAGUUUAAGUGCAAAGCUGAAGUUAUAUAUGAUGACGAGUCAAAACAUGAAAGAGAACGUGUCUCUGCACCCCCUAGUAAAUUACUCCAGACUGGGCUAAUCUGUUGUUUUAUGGACAGAUUUCUUGUCACUUGGAAAGUGAGUAAAGAAUUUGCUAGCAAUAUAUUACCAGGGGAAGCUUAUAGUGAAGUGGAUUUGAGAGAAGAAAGUCAGUGUGACAGUUGUAUGUGUUGUUUAGGUGAUGAAAUGGAGGUUGAGGUGCGCCAUGUGCUUGAAUCUGAUUGGCUCUACCUUGCUGAGUUGUCAAAGCCUCUGACUUCAAAGAAGAUUCAAGAAGAAAGAGUUGGAUCAAACAGUAAGCUUGGAGAAGUGGAUGAAACAAACUUGCAUCAAAAUUUUGUUAGGUUAUCAGCGCAAAGAGCUCUCAAACUUUUGAAGACCAUCCCUGUAGCUGCAAGAAGAAGCUUGCCUGUUCUAUUUAGUCGUAAUGGCAGAUUAUUGAGUAUUCCUAGCGUUGGCUUCAGGCUUUGCCCUUGCUUGGUGGCAUCUGCUGUAUUCAGGCCAAGAGUACCACUUGGAAGAGGUCACAGUUCUUUUAUCUAGUUCUGGAUCCAUUUCAGACCUGGAAAGAGUACAAGAUUAGUAUUAAGACUUCUUUGAAAAGAUUUGUGAAGAUUGGUCCAGAGGGUAAAUUUAAUCUCGAACAGAAGCAUAUUGUUUAUUCUUACUAGAUUCUCUCUCAUUUCUGAUUUCUUAACCGGUGGUGCUAUAAUAUGUAUUGAAAAAGUUGCCUCUUUAUUAAAUUUCCUUCUAAUUGCAA